Molecule: messenger RNA, 2272 nt
Organism: Blastomyces dermatitidis ER-3
Lineage: Eukaryota; Fungi; Ascomycota; Eurotiomycetes; Onygenales; Ajellomycetaceae
Product: mitochondrial dicarboxylate carrier
Exons: 4
Coding region: 337-1278 (313 amino acids)
Biological process (GO): oxaloacetate transport; thiosulfate transport; phosphate ion transmembrane transport
Cellular component (GO): mitochondrial membrane
Molecular function (GO): malate transmembrane transporter activity; thiosulfate transmembrane transporter activity; antiporter activity
Source: RefSeq, a predicted model, not a curated record
GAAUUUCUUCGAACACAGAGCCGAGUUAAUCGUGAAUUCAUCUGCCCAGCUGGGCGGUAUCCUAGUAACUUUGAGACUAAAUAACCACCAAGCCAAUAGAAAGUCCUAAUUUCAAUUUUAGAACGGCUAGUGGCAUGUAAUGGUUGGUACGGUAUUCUGCAGGCGGACUUAAAAAUAAAUUUCGGCGGAAUUUAAGAAAAUAAAAAUGAUCUCAAUGAUCUCAACCGGAGAGUCAACAUCACCCUCGGCCCAGCCACAGAACAGCACAGCUAUAGCUCUCAACGCUCUCUUUGUUUGGCGGGAUGUAUGUGCAUACCAUACUGCUAAAUUGUCAAGAUGGCAGAUAGCGACAAUAUGAAGGGUUCAAAGCCCUCGUCUGCUCCACAGUCGCUUCCUCCGCGCCAUUAUCCCUUCUGGUUCGGCGGUUCUGCAUCGUGCAUGGCGACCGCAACGACGCAUCCCUUGGAUCUUUUGAAGGUCCGCCUCCAGACCCGAAAACCAGGAGACCCUGCUGGAAUGCUGAGGACUGCCGCUCAUAUCGUCAAGAAUAAUGGGGUCCUGGGUCUAUACAAUGGUCUCUCAGCCUCUCUCCUCCGCGCAAUAACAUACUCAACCACCCGGUUCGGAGUCUACGAGGAGCUUAAAUCACAUUUCACCUCCGCCGAAUCUUCCCCUUCCCUACUCACCCUUGUCCUCAUGGCUUCAGCCGCAGGCUUAGCAGGCGGGCUGGUCGGUAACCCUGCCGACGUCCUCAACGUCCGCAUGCAAUCCGACGCAGCCUUGCCCCCAGCCCAGAGAAGGAACUACAGACACGCCUUGCACGGAUUGAUGCAGAUGGUCCGUUCGGAGGGCCCGUCCAGUCUAUUCCGCGGCCUGUGGCCGAAUUCAGCCCGCGCAAUCCUUAUGAACGCUUCCCAGCUGUCCACGUACGAUACUUUCAAGGGAAUAUGCAUCAAGCACUUUGGUAUGUCGGAUAACAUCAACACGCACUUCACAGCUUCGCUCAUGGCCGGGUUCAUGGCGACGACGAUAUGCAGUCCCGUCGAUGUGAUAAAGACGAGGAUAAUGACGGCGAACCCUGCGGAGUCGAAGGGGCACGGCAUCGUCGGCCUGUUGAAGGAGGUGAUUAGGAAAGAAGGGUUUUCGUGGAUGUUCCGGGGCUGGACACCUAGUUUUAUCCGCCUGGCGCCGCAGACUAUCGCUACGUUCCUGUUUUUGGAAGAGCAUAAGAAAAUAUACCGAGCUUUGAACCCGCGUAUUGAGGAUUCUCUCAUCUAACGCCUGAACGAAAAAGGGGCAGAGAAAAAAGACAAGGAACAAAAAACCUACCAUACACGAGAUAUAUUCGUAAUCCUUGAUCAGGAAUUGGGUCAGGUUAUCUGGAUAAAAGGCAAUCCCUCGCUACGCCCUCCUUCCACAUUCGCACUUCCAGACAUAUAUCUCCCAUCUUCCAAUGCCAUAUCUCGAUGUUAACUUCUUCUACUUAAAAAACCUUGGAUUCUCCGACAAUGCGGAUCCCCCAGCGAUUAUGUUUCUCUAUUUAAGGAGCAAACACGAACCGCAAUCUAUCUAACCUUGUUCUUAAUUUUCCUCGCUCAUGAUAUCUCACAAACAGUCCAACUACUACUACCGCUUUCACAGCUAGAGCUACAGUAUUCUUUGUUUUCUACUUUCCUUUGGGCGAACCUAUAGACCUAUAGAGUCGGAUAGAGAUCGUGGCGUUUCAAAAAUAAUUGCUUCUUCUACUACAUUGAGGCCCUUUUGCCCUGUUUUUCUCUUUUACAUGUACAAUAGUAAUAAUGUAGAUCAACACCUUCCUUCCCCCUUCCCCUGCUCCUUUUGCAUAUAUAUAUAUAUGUCCACAGAAACAUUCACUGUCCCUUCGAAUAUAGUGUGUUUAGAUUCAUUUCUUAUUUUCCCAAUUGCGACCAUUGAAAAAUCCGGAUUCUAGGAAAAAGGGAUUAUGGAGAGAGAUGAAGGCUGUUUGACUAAUUACAUCGGAAACAGAAAUGUAGAAAAAAAGCAACAAAGCUAUAUGAACUACAGAUCCUAUCACAGCUCGCACUCAUUCUACUUCCUUGACUCACGCCCUUCUUUUUGAGAGAGAAAAAUAAAAUUACAUGCAUGCCACUCCCACAAAAGUAAUUAUCAUGUCAAGGACGGGAGAAGAGGAAUGAACAAAGUUGAGAUAUAAGAAAUCAUAAGAACAAACACCCCAAAUUUCAACCUUCAAAAAACAUCAUGCCAAUCAAUACAGUGAAAGGUGCUGCUU